Molecule: messenger RNA, 6376 nt
Organism: Poecilia latipinna (sailfin molly)
Lineage: Eukaryota; Metazoa; Chordata; Actinopteri; Cyprinodontiformes; Poeciliidae
Gene: cers1
Product: ceramide synthase 1
Exons: 7
Coding region: 1090-2175 (361 amino acids)
Biological process (GO): ceramide biosynthetic process
Cellular component (GO): membrane
Molecular function (GO): sphingosine N-acyltransferase activity
Source: RefSeq, a predicted model, not a curated record
AAAAGGUGAAAAAGUGUCUGUCUGCCUCAACCUUGCAGGUCAGGGGUCCAAAGUCCUCCAGAGGGUCACAAAUGGCCCCCGGGCCGCACUUUCGACACCCCUGUCGUAUGUGUCGCUGUUCGGGUUUCUCUGCGCUGUCACUUUAAACCAUCAUUCGGUUCCUCAGUGGUCUAAGUAGAGAGUUCAUAAAGAAGAUAACGGGCCAGAAAUACGUCACGCCUUUACGCUAGUUUUUUUUUUUUUUUUUUUUGUCAUAAACGCAGCUGAGCCAUAAACGCAGACUGCCCUCCUUUCUUUGAACGCACCAGUUGAUCUCCGCUGUGGAGCUGAGAGCGCCUCGUCAAAACCCAGCGUCGGACACGUUGACCAGCGCCGCAUAAAGAGAAGGAGAAGAAGAAACGACGCAUGCCUUCAUAUACCGGAUUAUAUGUCAGUCUGAUUUCUAUUUUCACCGGAAUAACUUGCCCGUGCCUCCGAGCGGUCGCGCUCCCUCAUGAAACGGCACAGGAUCGUUAUAUAAGGCGGAUAGCGGUCCGAGAUGAGAGCGCGUCUCUGACAGCGUAGCGGCAACAAUAGUGUGGCCGGGCUGCGUGCCCCCGUGUCUGCGCUCGGCUUAAAGGCCAAUUUAUUCACCCGCUAAUGUCCCGCUAACACCGGGGAAGCUGCUUCCUCCUCUGCGUUGUCCGUUUGAUUUAUUGUAAGCUAGGCGGCUAACCUGCCGCAGAUGAGCCGCGUGCGUAGCGGAAUGAUGAGCGGGAUGAACCACCAAGCUGCCGCAGAUGGGUCAAAUUAACUCCAAGAAACCCUUCCUGUAAUUUGGCGUGGUUAUAAUUUCUAUUUAAAUUUUAAUCACCGCCUUUGGUUUGAUCUGGCCCCGGAGAUUUUUCCAAUAAAAGAGCAAAGAAUGGGCCUAUGUCUUAAUUUGGGAAACAAAAAAUUAGGCGCCUAAAGAGGGGAUAAGCUUGUUAGAUAAGCUUGCUCUGGGUGCUUUAUUGAGCCAACAAGCCUAGUGAGCGGUCAGUCUGGACUCCCUCUGCUCCUCUGCUGGAGGCAUCUCUCCGGGUUUUUACCUUCUCUGUUGUCACAGCGAUGGGCAGCGCUGGGCCGGUGGAGGUCGAGCCCAUGCCGGGGUACUGGGAGCUCAUCACCAGAGGCUCUAGCGCCAUGCUGGGCGCAUGGAGGGACUGUAGCCACUGCGGUCUGGAGUUCUCCAAACGGACCCUCCUGGAUAACGCAUACAUCACCUGGACCGAAAUCGCCCUCUUUUUCUUUUGCGCCUUUUUGUGGACGAUAAUCAGGAAGAGACUGACAGAAAGCCUGUUUAAGCCUCUUGCACAGUGGUGCAGGCUGAUGCCCAAAGAUGCUGCCAAGAUGCCAGAGAGUGCGUGGAAGCUGGUCUUCUACACCAUGUCAUGGUCCUACAGCACCUACCUGCUCUUCUUCUCCUCCUACUCCUUCUUCAACGACCCGCCCUCCGUCUUCUACAACUGGAAGAGUGGUAUGAGAGUGCCUACAGACAUCGCCAUAGCCUACCUGAUCCAGGGCAGCUUCUACGGCCACUCCAUCUACGCCACCGUCAACAUGGACACAUGGAGGAAGGACUCUGCUGUCAUGGUGGUGCAUCACAUCAUCACCCUGGCUCUCAUUAGCUUCUCCUACGCCUUCAGGUACCACAACGUGGGCAUCCUGGUGUUGUUCCUGCACGACAUCAACGACGUCCUGCUGGAGUUCACCAAGCUCAACGUCUACCUGAAGGCCAGAGGAGGCGGGCACCACCUGCUCAACGACGUUCUGUCCAACAUGGGCUCCGUCAGCUUCAGCGUCACUUGGUUCUGGUUCCGACUCUACUGGUUCCCUCUUAAAGUGCUGUACGCCACGUGUGUGUCCAGCAUCCAAUCUGUCCCCAACAUCCCCUUCUACUUCUUCUUCAACGCCCUGCUCUUCGCCCUGCUGCUCAUGAAUAUCUACUGGUUCCUGUUUAUUGUGAUUUUCGUGGUGAAGCUGCUGAAGGUGAAGGAGGUGAACGACGUGAGGGAGUACGAAGACGAGGACGCCAGGAAGGCAGCAGAGGAGCUGCUGAAAGACGCAGAAAACAACGAUGAUGAUGCUGGACAUCACAACUCAGCCCAAAGGAAGCACGUACAGAACGGAGUUACCAAGGACAAGCAUCUAUAACAGGCUCUCCGGUGCCCCCUCCUGGCUCCGGACUGCACCUGCAGGCCCUCCUCGGACAGCAGACGUUCGACACGUGACCGGACGGGAAAGAGCAUCACAACCACAAAACAAAAAGAAAGAAACGAGAAGAAGAGAAGGGAAAGUUAGGGUACAAUCAGUUUAUAUUUUGUAUUUGUUUUAGAGCAUUUUAUUUUCAGUUUUAUUUUAUUAGAGCACUGUGAAUGUCAUUUCAGCUGACUUCCUGUCUUGCUGUUGUCAGCUUGACAUUUGAUAGAUCUGUAGGAAGGGAACCUUCUUGAGAGAGGGACGGAGGAUAGGAGACAGUUUAGAUCUGUUCUCAUGUCUUCGAAUAACCUGUAGGAUCCAAGGAAACAAGCAACAGCAGCGUCAGGUUGGGGGUUAUCUGUUUAGUCGUUCUUCCCUCUCCACUUCUUUAACUUUCCCGUCCAUCCGCUCCGACUUAUUGUACAAGAAGAAACGAGGGAUUAUCGCUGCUAAUCCUUCACCUGCUUCCCAAUUUCCUGCGUCCAUUCAUUUAACCUGAGAGGCCAGAGGCGGCGUUUGCAUAUUUUAGGACUUUUAAACAUAAACCAUUUAUUUCAUGACACUUCUGACCCACAUGAACUUUGAAUAUUCCCUUGGAUUCCUCUCCAGAAAGCGCUCCUUUUUCCUUUUUUUUUUUUUUUUUUUUUUUUCUGUGCUGCUUUGUCUCUGUAUGGACUACAUGGCAUCUGUUGCUGCACUGACAUGAAGGCAUACAAGCUCACUGCUGGUUUAAUGACAGCAAACAGCUAGAAUUGAUUGACUAGGUCUUUAUCGCAAUUUGAUUUCUAGAGAUUUCUAAUAUCUGUGCAAUAUUUAAUGAUAUCCAAUGUGUCCAGGUGACAGACGGCGGUGGAAAAAUCCUCAUAAUCAAAAACGCAACGUAUGCACUCGCUCUACUAUUCAGGAAUGCAUGAAGUCAGAAUGAUUUUUGGAAAUGUGUGAAGUAUUUUUCACAAACCUUUUAGCUAUAUCGCCAAUAACUAAAACUGCUCUUUGAAGUGACUGAAGUCCUAACAUACAAGUCAGUAUUUUACACAUUCUCCCAGCGGCACCUAAACGCAUCUUCUGGACAAAAUGUGAUCAAACUAUACACUGGAGAAAAUAAGCGUUGUCCGUAUUUUCAUGAAAUGUAUUUUUAAUGGUGUUGUUAGCAUGUAAUUCACAUCGGAUUUCGGUAACAACCCAAUUAAUCCACACUUACAGAGAAAUAAACACGUAUUAAUCUGAUAAUUAGGUCACGUGUGACAAAGUGGAGUGCCAAAAAAAAAAAAAGGUUUAAAAUGCAAAAAUGCUGAAAUCUGUUAGUAUUUAGAAAGUAAUUUAUGGCCUCUAGAAAUGUUUCUCAUUUGCAAAGUGUUGAAAGGUCUCUGCAGCCUUUUUACAGGAAAUUAUACGGCUGACAUUUGUUAUAAACAAGAGAGAAUAUCUAACCAGAACCUUGAGGAUUUUAACUAGUUUGAAAGAAUGGAUCAAAACCAUGUAGCUACUCCAUACAGGAGACUCUGUGAAGACUUUUCUGUUUCCUAUUUAUUAUCCGUGUCAUUCCACUAAAUUGAUUUUAUUCCCUUUACAUGUUAUUACCCACAUCUGGGUUGAGUCACCUUAAGAAUAUAUGCGGCGUAAUAACGUUUUCCGUGUUCAGUGCUCAUUUUUCCAGCUGUAUAGGAUGCACAUCUAGAAACCAGAAGUAAUCAGAAUUUCAACAUUUUUUUCAAAAACUUGAACCAUAAAUUGAAAACCAAAGAGGAAUCAUUUCCUGAGGUGCCCUCUGGUUUACUGCAUGCCUGUAGAAGAAAAUAAGGAAUGUUUCCACUUUGUCUACCUUCUCGAUCAAAUUCCAGCUCUUGUUUGGAGGAACAGCAUGCUUGUGCUGCUUGAGCAGGCCGCAGAUGUUGGAUAAUCCGCCGGCGGUGGGGACGCUCACUUUCGUUCCUGUCUUCCAUCAUCCUCAGUGUUUCAGGAAAAUUGAGGCUUAUCUUGAAAUGUUUUCUUUAAAUUAUGAUUAUUGUUGCUGUAGUUAAUUUGAUGUUUGUAAUUUUUUUUCUUCUUCUUCGUUGAAUUGCUGCUGUUUUUAUCUCUGAGAGCACUGUUUGUAUUCCAGAUUUUUUUGUUGUCGUUUGUUUUCUGCCGAUGUCGGUGACAGUCAUGUGAUCAGGGGACCACCGCUCACCUCUGUCUGGACCAACAUCUGGAUUCAGCCUCUGAUCCGUUCCUGUUGAUCAUUCUCUGAUUACUGUAGUACAUCUGUGCUGUAGACAACACGGUCCGCCUGUUGCUCACCUUCCUGCUCAGCUCUGAUACUCUAAUCUGUUUCUCAUUUAAUGACAGCAGUAAUCCCAGUGUGAGUCACAAACCCUGAAAUCUGUGAUCCGGAUUGUCACUACAUCAGAGGGCUGCGACGAGAUGAGCAAAACAACAAACUUUCUCUAGAAGAGGCCACUACCUGUCUAGAUGGUUUCGGUCAUUAUUGCUCCUCGGGGUUUGUGGACAAUUUUGAAAAUCUUUACUCUUUUGAAGGUUUUGAGAUGCUGACAUUGGCAGCGCCUGGUAAAUAUGUGCAAAAAGCCUUGAAAUAAAUUAAUCCUUCAUUGCAAUCGCAUAUUUAUUCAGAUGGGGGGUAGGGGGAGGAAUCCCAUGUGUAGAAAUAAUUGUAUCAAAAACUGUGGAUCUAGAUUUUUUUCUAGAUCUGUUGGUGAACCACUCCCGUUUAUCAGAUUUUUUGUGAAAAUCUUAUAUUUUAAAGAUCUCAUGCUGUACGCACUCCAACAGUCCACUGGGCUCUUUAGAAGAGAAACAGACUCAAAGCAUCACAGAUCCUCCACCGUGCUUUACAGUGGAAAUCAGAGGCUGUUUCACAAUUACACUUUGUUUUAAUCCAGACCAAUGUGGAGUUUCCUGACCAAAUGCAGUUUAGCAAAUUGUAAGUUGACAUAAUAUCCUAUUUAUCCCCCAAGAAAACUGCACAAAAAAAAUUAAUUAAAUUUAUUUCUAAGAGAAAUAGGAGGAUCAAUACAUCAGGCACCAGUGGCUUUGUUCAAAAUAUAUAUAUAUAUUUUUUUCCUGACUUAAUAUUUUCAGUGUGAUAUGUACUAAAAUAUCACAUUAUUUUAAGGCUUUUUACACAUCUUUACAAGAGGUGCCAAGAACUGUAGCCUGCACUAUAAAUGAUUUUUAAAAAUACAGCCAAGAAUUGAGAUUCCUAUGAUCCUAAACAAAGAAAAAGACUUAAAAACAAGAUGAUUCACGUGUGUAGCUCACGUUUACAUAUUGAACAUUUGACAGUCUGAAUUCGACACCUAGUGUAAUAAAAGCUGAUCUAGGGGUUUCCUGAAGUAACAAAUCAAAUACAUGCUUACGUCCACAGCACACGUGGUGGAUUUUUGCAUGUUCCUGACAUGUUUCCAAAACAUCGGGAUCGGACGGAAAUGUUCAAACAAUGCACUCUUAACGAAACCACGUUGUGCAUGAUUUGGCAUCUGCAGAUCUAAUCUCAGAUCAUAACAGUGGACGCUGCGUUAACACGAUUUAAGAAGUGGCAUUCUUUUGUUUUAAGUUCAGCUCUGCAGGAAUAAGUUGGAAGGGAAAAUCUUUUGUGAAGACAUUUCGAGCUGAAAUAAUUUACCUGAUGAAAUCAAAGCUCAGUCCAAAUUUUGUUACCGUUAAAUAUGAAAUUUUGCACAGAAACUGUGACAUUGAGUAUGGAAAGUGAGUCAGCUCCACCAGUGCUUCAGUUGUGCCAAAAAAAAUAUCUACUGAAACAAUAAAGGGCAGUGUGGGAGUUGGUGAUUGAAGCUGAGGAGCUGGUUGAGCGUCGGGCACAGAAGCCCUGUGGGUCGUUUAAUUGAAUCCAUUUCUAUUGCUUAUUAUUAGAUUAAAACAAAGAAAAAGGGAGCAAUUGAGACUUUUUACCAUGACUGAAGGAUCAUUGAUUAAAUGAGGCGUUGGAAUGCAUUUUACUGAUUUUCUUUGGACCACUGGUGAACACUGUAAACUGCAAAGAUUAAGAAAAAAAUAGUUUCCCCCAACUUUUCCCAGUCUGAAUUCGACCACUUUUUGAAACACUUAAGAAAUCUGUAUUUGCUCUUUUGUAAUACAGUUUUAAUACCAUUCAGCCAAUGUUUCAUUUUGUUCUCAUGAAAUAAACAAUGUCAGACAA